Aspergillus calidoustus is the source of this 2241-nucleotide messenger RNA. Lineage: Eukaryota; Fungi; Ascomycota; Eurotiomycetes; Eurotiales; Aspergillaceae. The record is from the annotation of a GenBank genome assembly.
AUGGACGAGGGUCCCCCGCCUCCUCCACCUCCUCAUGGCGAGAAGCCAAACACCACACAUGGGGAAUACCGCAAGUCGUCAGACCUACCACAAGGGAACUACGAUAUUUUUGUGAUCCCGCCGCAUUCGUCUGGAGCUGGAUUUCUAUAUCUUCCGUCGCUACAAUGUCAGCGGAAUAGCUUUCUAGCUGGGUCUGCGUGCACACUCGUGGCAGUCUACCUGUGGAUGACUUUGUCCCCCAUCAUAAGGCUGUGGUAUGCGACAACAAUAACCAAUGGUGGGGGAACAGGAAUCGCAAUGCUCGCCGUCGGUAUUGUGGGGGUUGCGGGAUGGGCCUUUGGAAAUUAUCAGGCAGGUAGUGGUGGAGCAUCACAAGGGCGUGGUGGUGGACCUGGUUUUGGACCCAACUGGUUUGGGUCUGGCGGUUCAGGCUCGGCCGGUGCAAAUGGUCCAGGUGGUGCCGGCGCGAAUCAUUCGAGAGGAGGGAGUUACGGGAGUCACGCCGGAGGGCCUCAUCAACAGGGCAACUACGGCGGAAACUUCGCUGGUGGGCCCCCACCAGGAAACCAGUAUUCAGGAAACCAAUAUAGGACUAACAAUGACCCGCCCCCGCAGACAACUCCUGGUCCUAAUCCGACUCCAGGCCCUGACCCGGGUCCAUCCCCUGGUCCACCCCCCGGCCCGAACCCCGGUGCUGGCCCCAGCGCCAAACCGGCAAGUUCUGGCCCCCAAAGCGACAGUAAGCCACAGACCGCGGAAGAUUGGGAGAAGGCCCGGGAGGAAACAAGGCGGAAGGAGGAGCUGAGGCGGAAGAUGGAGGAGUUCAAACGGAAACGAGAAGCGGAAGCCAGAGAAAAAGAAAGACAGCGGGAGGCAGAAGCUCGAGAAAGAGAAAGAGAGCGCGAACGGGAGAAGAUGGAAAAAGAGUUGCGUGAACGCAGGGAACAACUCGAGAGGGAAAUGGCGGCUGCGAGAGAAGCAGCCGCUAGGGAAGCGCGCUUGCAGGCCGAAAAGGAGGCGGCAGAACAUCGCGCGCGAUUAGAGCGCGAAGCAGCGGAGGCUAAAGCUAGGGCUGAGCGAUUAGCGGAGCUCGCUCGAAAGAGGGAGGCAGAGGCUCGAGCGCGCGCUGAGCGAGAGGCGGCGGAGGCCCGAGCCAAGGCCGAGAAAGAAGCAGCGGAAGCAAAAGCUAAGGCAGAGAAAGAGGCUGCAGAGAAGGAAGCAGCUGCAAAGGCCGCUGCAAAGAAGGAAGCCGAUGCUAAGUUCGCGGCAUUGAAGGAGGCGGCCGCGAAGAAGUAUGCAGAGAAAAAGGCACGAGAUGCAGAGCAAGCAGCAGCAGCAAAAGAGGCGGCCGCAAAGGAGGUUGCAGCAACAGCCUCGAAGGUAUCAAGUGCAUCGGCACCACCCCCUCGGACACCAUCACCGAAAAAACCAGCGGCGCCUCCGUCAAAGGCCAGCGCACCGACGGUGGAGGACGAUGCAUACUCGUUUCGGCCCUACGACCGUCCCAGGCGACCAUACGGAGGAGCUUCUCAGGCGUCGGUAUACUCCGAAUCCUCAUACGCACCAUCACAGUCAACAGCACGGACAACACCACCGCCGUCUCAUCGUGGGGCUUAUGAAACCAAGGACCCUGACAAGAUCGUCAUCAAGGGAGUCUACCAAUUCAACAACGCCUUCCUUCGUACACCAGUGGCCCAGCUGGUGUCAGGUCAGGGCAUGGUAACAGACGGUCUGGUGCUCCGCAUUACAACUGAAGGCCUCUUUAUCGAUGAUGACGUCCGCGGGGUUCCCCAGCGGGAAUGGGAUGUCAAGGCUUGGACCAUGAAACUAGUCGAGGUCUGGUGCCAUCGAGUUGGCCCGCCAAAGCCAAACGCUCCAAAGGCCAACCAAGCAUUCUUUCGACGGAGCAACGAGAACCCAACCCCAGAAGAGUCAGACGCAUAUCUUGCGAACUUCCUCAAGGUCUGCAAGAACACCUGCCGCCUCGCCUCCCCAGCCUUCCUCAGCCGAAGCAGCACCGACAGUAAGGACACCCGACCACACGACGGCCUCCACGUCCUCCGCGCUACCAUCCGCGACCAAGAGGGUCGCCGGUACGUCUUUGUGGUCCAAGAAACAGAGGGCUGGAAGGUCGCACUGGGUCUCCAGCGUCUGCGAAAAGGUUCGCAAGUGCGAGCCCUGGGUGUCUGCGGUAUGGCCCUCUCAGAAACACGAACAAUACUUUCGGGUCUUGGAUAUUGA